CUUUUGGGUAGUCAGUCAAGGAGCCACAGCACACAGCGCUGUUAAACUUCCUUACGCGCCUUUAACAGGAACCAGACCAUGUUAGCCCUGGCCGUACGUGAGCUGAGCUUGUGCUGUGCUUCUUUCCUCCUUUUGCAUGGAGUGCAGUCUGAUUCCAGUUUGACCAGCAAAACUUUGGAGCUGAUGUCUAAAUACCGUUUAAUAGAUGGACACAAUGACCUCCCUUUGCACCUCCGCAUUCGCCACAAUAGCAAUCUCAGCCAGGUGAAUUUGUACAACAGCCCGCACACUGCUACGGAUAUAACCCGCCUCCAAACCGGUCGUGUUGGAGGACAGAUUUUUGCAGCAUAUGUGUUAUGUUCAGCUCAAGACAAGGAUGCUGUUAGAUUGGCAUUGGAACAGAUUGAUUUAAUAAGACGUAUGUGUACUGAAUACCCAGAGCUUGAGUUGGCUACCACUGCUGCAGAAAUGACCUCCACAAAGAAGAUAGCUUGUUUGAUUAGUGUAGAAGGAGGCCAUGCAAUUGAUAGCAGUUUGCCAGCUUUGCGCAUGUUCUACCAACUUGGAGUGAGAUCUGUGACCCUCACACACACCUGCAACACACCGUGGGCUGAAAGCUCAUCCCUUUAUUACACCUACUACAAGAGAGACAACAAUGCUUUGACGGAUUUCGGCAAGGCAGUAGUCCAUGAGAUGAACAGGCUGGGAAUGUUGGUUGACCUGUCUCAUACUUCCUGGGCUACGGCACGAGCCGUGCUGCAACUUUCCAAAGCUCCAGUGAUCUUCAGCCACUCCUCCGCCUACACCAUCUGUAACAACUCACGCAAUGUUCCUGAUGAGCUGCUUCUCUUGCUGAAAAAAAAUGAAGGGCUCAUCAUGGUGACCUUCUACACUGAUUUUAUAUCCUGUGGUGCACCAGCAAAUGUCUCUCUUGUAGCUGACCACUUUGACCAUCUUAAGCAUGUAAUAGGAGCAAAGCACAUUGGAAUCGGUGGUGACUAUGAUGGGGCCAGUGUUUUCCCUCAGGGUCUGGAGGAUGUGUCUAAAUACCCAGCUCUGAUUGAAGAACUAAUUACCAGGAACUGGAGCGAGGCAGAACUGGCGGGCAUAUUGAGGCUCAACUUCAUCCGAGUGUUUGAGAAGGUAGAGAAGGUACGUAAUGAACUGCGCAGCACCCGCCCCAGUGAGGCAGUCAUCCCCUCUGCAGAGGCCCACAAUGAAUGCCGUUUGGUGCUGAGGCGUCCGAAUAUACCCAAAGAAGUCAAGUCAUCUGGUACGCGUGCAAGUAAUCUUUUAAGCCCAGGUGCUCUGUUUUGGACUCUUCUCCUCUUCCAUGUUUUGUUGCUACAUAAACUGGCAUAUCUGAAUUAAUGCUGAUGCAAAAAAAG
Molecule: messenger RNA, 1388 nt
Organism: Clarias gariepinus (North African catfish)
Lineage: Eukaryota; Metazoa; Chordata; Actinopteri; Siluriformes; Clariidae
Gene: dpep2
Product: dipeptidase 2
Exons: 11
Coding region: 79-1371 (430 amino acids)
Biological process (GO): proteolysis
Molecular function (GO): metallodipeptidase activity
Source: RefSeq, a predicted model, not a curated record